AUGACAUCUCCAGUGUUUGUUCUCUAUCUCACAUGUCUGUUUGUGGGCAAAACAGCUCAGACAACUUCUCUGAAAUCCUCCUCAUCUGUUCAUCAAGACAGUGGUUUUAUAUCAGCUGAUGUUGGUGACAACGUAACGCUGCAAUGUUACUAUGAAGGUGAUUUUGCAAUGAGAUUUGAUUGGUAUAAGCAAACUCUGGGACAGAAACCAAGGCUCAUCUCCACCUCCUAUGAGUAUGAAGGAAAAUACACUUUUCAUGAUGAAUUCAAGAACAAUCCACACUUAACACUGGACAAAAAUAAUUUGACGAUCACAGAUUUGCAGAUUUCAGACUCAGCUACGUACUACUGUGCAGUUGGUAAUUCAUUGACGUUAGAAAUAGCAAACCUAGCUAUAGUCAAUGUGAAGAGUUCAAGUUUGAACAUCCAAGCUUUGGUGCAUCAGUCGGCAUCUGAGAGCAUCCAGCCAGGAGGCUCUGUGACUCUGAACUGUACAGUACACACUGGGACCUGUGAUGAUGGAGAACACAGUGUUUACUGGUUCAAAUACUCUGAAGAAUCUCAUCCAGGACUCAUUUACAUACAUGGAGGCAGGAAUGAUCAGUGUGAGAGGAACACCAACACACAAACACACACCUGUGUCUACAACUUGCCGAUGAAGAGUCUGAAUCUUUCUCAUGCUGGGACCUACUACUGUGCUGUCGCCUCAUGUGGACAGAUACUGUUUGGAGACGGGACCAAGCUGAAUGUUUGCAAUGAGGUAGACUCUCUUGUCUUGGUGUAUUUCUUGAGUGGAGCUUUGGCGUUAACCACCAUCCUCAGUGUUUUACUGGCUUUCUCAAUGUACAAGAUGAAAAGAAUUGGCCAGUGUACAGAGUCUCAAGCAACAUUUUCAGCUCCUUCUGUGACAAAUGGCGAGAGUCACCAAGACGCAGACAACAUGCAAUAUGCUGCUUUCACUGUGAAGCUGCCCAACAGAUCAAGAAGACUGAGGAACAACUCCAAUGAUGAAUGUGUGUACUCCAGUGUAAAGUAG
Molecule: messenger RNA, 1035 nt
Organism: Scomber japonicus (chub mackerel)
Lineage: Eukaryota; Metazoa; Chordata; Actinopteri; Scombriformes; Scombridae
Exons: 5
Coding region: 1-1035 (344 amino acids)
Biological process (GO): response to bacterium
Source: RefSeq, a predicted model, not a curated record